Messenger RNA from Penicillium antarcticum, 954 nucleotides. RefSeq lists its product as uncharacterized. The transcript has a single exon. Bases 1 to 954 code for a protein of 317 amino acids. The record is from RefSeq and is a predicted model, not a curated record. Lineage: Eukaryota; Fungi; Ascomycota; Eurotiomycetes; Eurotiales; Aspergillaceae.
AUGUCAUCCAGCAGUGAGUCCAGUCCAGGCAACUGGAUUACAGGCAGCUACACCGGCAACAGCAUCGGCGUCCGCAUCACGAUCGCAACCUUUGUCGGCGUCGCCUGGUACAACGUAAUCGAGUUGAUCGUCCUCAUCUUCCUCACCUUCAAACGCUAUGAAGGUCCCUACUUCUGGAGCAUGCUGGUCGCCAGCGUGGGCAUCCUGCCUUACUCAGUCGGCUAUUUGAUCAAAUUUUUCGGUCUCACGUCUGCGACCUGGCUGCCUAUUACGCUGCUGACCAUCGGGUGGUGGACGAUGGUCACCGGCCAGUCAUUCGUGCUAUAUUCGCGACUGCAUCUUGUUAUUCAGAAUAUGCGCGUCUUGCGUUGGGUCAAGACGAUGAUUAUCACCAAUAUUUUCUUGCUGCACGUGCCGACUACUGUGCUCACUUUUGCUGCCAAUUUUUCUAACUCGCGCACUUCUGUCGAUGGCUAUGAUGUUAUGGAGAAGUUGCAGUUGACGGGUUUCUGUGUGCAGGAGGUAAUUAUCUCCGCUAUGUACAUGUGGGAGACGAAUCGCAUGUUGCGCAUGAAUCAGGAUCAUGUCAGUCGCAAGACGAUCAUGCAGCUGCUGGCUGUUAAUGUUUCUUGUAUCCUUAUGGAUAUCGCGUUGAUGGUGAUUGAGUUUAUGAACUUCUAUAUCUACCAGACUACUCUCAAGGCUACGCUGUACAGUAUCAAGCUGAAGCUUGAGAUUGCCGUCUUGGGUAAACUGGUCAACAUCGCCCACCAGCAUAUGUGGCGGUCCUCAUCGCUGAAUGGCGCUGGUCACUACCCAUCUUUCGUCGACCCGAGUCGCGCCCUGGGUGAUUUCCAACAUGCAGAUUCGCUAGCUACGAAUUCUAUGGCGACGAGUUCGGGCUCGAAGGGACAUACGUCCGGGAUUGAAGCCAUGGACACCGACGUCCGAUGA